Cylindrotheca closterium is the source of this 1464-nucleotide messenger RNA. Lineage: Eukaryota; Bacillariophyta; Bacillariophyceae; Bacillariales; Bacillariaceae. The record is from the annotation of a GenBank genome assembly.
AUGGCUGCUUUUAUGGAGUGUGUCAAAUUGGAACAAGUGGACAUUCCGAGAUCUCUUGAAAUAUUGGGCCAGUUUGCUUUCCAUAGAUGCUUUUCGUUGCAGGAAGUAAAUAUGGAGGAAGGAAACUUGAGAGUGAUUGGACAAAAGGCGUUUGAGAGAUGUUUCAAAUUGCACACCAUUAGCAUUCCUUCCACUGUUGAGAGUCUUGAAAGAAAAACAUUCAAGAACUGCGAUUCUUUACGGGUAAUGAAGUUUCAGAAUGGUCUGAAAUCUGUGGCAGACGAAGCCUUCUACUCGUGUAAGAAUCUGCAGGCAGUAGCACUACCGGGAUCGGUAGAAUCGAUUGGCCUGAAUGCUUUUGCAAAGUGUCCAAAAUUGGUGUCCCUGGAAUUGGGGGAUGGCUCUAGAGGUGCAGCAAUACAGAACGGUGCGUUUGAGGAAUGCUCCUCGUUAACAAAUAUUUGCCUAUCCUCCGAAUCCCGAACAAGCCCAUCAAGUCCUGAAGAUCACGGUGAGCGCAUCAACAGCUUUCGAGGCUGCACAGCGCUAGAAGCACAAUAUGGCGAGACAAACAUAUCGCUUGCUCUGGGAAAUAGAUUCGAGAACCUACCGGUACACAAGAAAUGUUAUCACGCCUCUGUUACAACAGCCGAUGAACUCGCUAGGGAGAUUGAAUCGUCAGCGCAAUCGUCGCCGCAAGGGAAUCCUACCCAUGCUCAUUUGAAUUUGGUAGAUCCUUUUGGAAUGACACCCUUUCACAUUCUUCUCUCGGCUGCAAACUGCAGACUUGAUCUCUUACAAGUCCUGGUAGAUGCGUACCCACCACAUGUGCUUGGAUGGACAGACGCGAAGGGAAAGACUGCCAUUGACUACUACCGUCAACAAGGCUGGAAUCUGAAUGAAGACUCUCGGCGGAUAUUGCAACUGGCUCUUGAUGGAUGGUUGGUGGGUUCGAUAUCGAGUUGGAAUGGAUUGGAAGUGUGGAAAUCGGACAUGUCGAGUAGGGUGAAUGCUAUUGUUGCUGCUGAGUAUGAUGUGGAAGCGUGGAAAUCGGACAUGUGGAGUUUGGUGAAUGGGCCAGCGAUUCUUGCUGAGGGUAAAGUGAAUGAGAGAGAAAGGCAACUCUUAAUUGAAGAAGCACCGUUAGCUCUGUUACGAUAUGAGCGGAUGGAAGCUACAUCGUUGUUAGAGUUGUCUUUGUGGAAGAUGGAGAUGAAGACUGCAACUGGUGCAUCCACAGAUAAUGCAACACGAACUACAUCCGACAAGGAUGAACGAGAAGCCUACCGGAUCCGAUGUGGCGCUUCAGUCCUUAUUCCGAAUGUGACUACAUUCCUGUGUGAAACAUCCCUGAAUGAAACUAAUCGGACAAAGCUGAUAGGCUUGGUUAUCCCUGGAAACCCCGCAUCCAUCGUUACCCCGGUCGCGGGAAGCAACAAAUCCAUCGUUACCGAGAUACCAUAA